Molecule: messenger RNA, 1734 nt
Organism: Spodoptera exigua (beet armyworm)
Lineage: Eukaryota; Metazoa; Arthropoda; Insecta; Lepidoptera; Noctuidae
Source: the annotation of a GenBank genome assembly
AUGCUCUGCAUCAUUCGAUUGACGUGCCUCUUGUUAAGUGUUUGUCUAAGUGGGGCACAAUGGGUGUACCCAGCGAGAGCAUCCCCCACCAGGGCAGAAUAUCCUGCAAAAUGCCGGUACGAUUCUUGCAGUCUGGCACUGGAAGAUCUGAACAUUUUUCUCCGACUUCUGAAUGCGCAGAGUGACAAAGAAAACAUAAAAUCUGACAUUAAACCAAGUAGUGGUCUCAGCGACGAAAUUAUUAUGAAGCUGGUUAAUGCUUUAGUAUACAUGGCUACGCAGAACUGUAUUCAAAGUCGUAGAAGCCAUCCGAACGAAGGUUAUGCAGGUGUUAGUGGUGGUGGUGGAAUAGCUGCAGGUAUUGGUGGAGGAAUAGGUGCAAGUAUUGGUGGCGGAAUAGGUGCAAAUGUUGGUGGUGGAUUAGGUGGUGGUGGCAGUGGUGGAUCAGGUGGAAAUUUUGGUGGCGGUGGUGGGAUAGGUGCAGGUAUUGGCGGUGGAGUAGGUGCAAGCAUUGGCGGUGGAAUAGGGGGAGGCAUUGCUGGUGGUGGCAGUGGCGUAUUAGGUGGUGGUGGUGGUGGCGGAUCUGGUGCAACUGUUGGUGGCGGUGGUGGAAUAGGUGCAAGUAUUGGCGGUGGAAUAGGUGCAACUAUUGGUGGUGGAAUAGGGGGAGGCGUUGUUGGUGGUGGCAGUGGCGUAUUAGGUGGCGGUGGCAGUGGUGGUGGAUCAGGUGCAAGUGUUGGUGGCAGUGGUGGAAUAGGUGCAAGUAUUGGCGGUGGAAUAGGUGCAAGUAUUGGUGGUGGAAUAGGGGGAGGCAUUAUUGGUGGUGGCAGUGGCGGAUCAGGUGCAAGUAUUGGAGGCGGUGGUGGAAUAGCUGCAGGUGUUAGCGGUGGAAUAGGUGCAACUAUUGGUGGUGGAAUAGGGGGAGGAAUUAUUGGUGGCGGCAGUGGUGUAUUAGGUGGUGGUGGCAGUGCCGGAUCAGUUGGAAGUGUUGGAGGCGGUGGUGGAAUAGGUGCAACUAUUGGUGGUGGAAUAGGGGGAGGAAUUAUUGGUGGCGGCAGUGGCGUAUUAGGUGGUGGUGGCAGUGGCGGAUCAGGUGCAAGUAUAGGAGGCGGUGGUGGAAUAGCUGCAGGUGUUAGCGGUGGAAUAGGUGCAACUAUUGGUGGUGGAAUAGGGGGAGGAAUUAUUGGUGGCGGCAGUGGCGUAUUAGGUGGUGGUGGCAGUGGCGGAUCAGGUGCAAGUAUAGGAGGCGGUGGUGGAAUAGGUGCAGGUGUUAGCGGUGGAAUAGGUGCAACUAUUGGUGGUGGAAUAGGGGGAGGAAUUAUUGGUGGCGGCAGUGGCGUAUUAGGUGGUGGUGGCAGUGGCGGAUCAGGUGCAAGUAUAGGAGGCGGUGGUGGAAUAGGUGCAGGUGUUAGCGGUGGAAUAGGUGCAACUAUUGGUGGUGGAAUAGGGGGAGGAAUUAUUGGUGGCGGCAGUGGCGUAUUAGGUGGUGGUGGCAGUGGCGGAUCAGGUGGAAGUGUUGGUGGCGGUGGUGGAAUAGGUGCAGGUAUUGGCGGUGGAAUAGGUGCAAGUAUUGGCGGUGGAAUAGGUGCAGGUAUUGGUGGUGGAUUUGACGGUCGUUAUGGUGGUAGUUUGAGAGAGGGCCUAGCUGAUAUAUUAACUGAGGAACUCGAUGAUGACUCAGAAGAAGGGUUUGGUAGUGAAUUAAUUGGGGAGCGUGACAUUGGCUUGGAGUGA